Molecule: messenger RNA, 3428 nt
Organism: Lolium perenne
Lineage: Eukaryota; Viridiplantae; Streptophyta; Magnoliopsida; Poales; Poaceae
Biological process (GO): protein phosphorylation
Molecular function (GO): protein kinase activity; receptor serine/threonine kinase binding; ATP binding
Source: RefSeq, a predicted model, not a curated record
UCUCUGACAGUCACUCUCUUCCUCUUGACUAUUGUCUCCACUCCCCGAGGCACGCCCCCAAUGCGCCUCCACCACCUCCCCCUCCUCGUCCUCCUCGCCGCGCUCGCCGCCAGGGAUGCGGCCGGCGGCGACGCGGAGGCGCUGCUUGCGGCGAAGGCCGCGCUCGAGGACCCGACCGGCUCGCUCGCGUCCUGGUCGACCAACGCCACUGCCGGCCCGUGCGCGUGGUCCGGCGUGUCCUGCGACGCGCGCUCCGGCGCGGUCGUCGGCGUCGACCUCUCCGGGCGCAACCUCUCCGGCGCCGUCCCGAGCGCCCUCGCCCGGCUCCCCUUCCUCGCGCGCCUCGACCUCGCCGCCAACUCGCUCUCGGGUCCCAUCCCGCCGUCGCUAUCCCGGCUCCGCCUCCUCGCCCACCUCAACCUCUCCAGCAACGGCCUCAACGGCUCCUUCCCGCCGCCGCUCGCGCGGCUCCCUGCGCUCCAGGUUCUUGAUUUGUACAACAAUAAUUUCAGCGGCCCUCUCCCGCUCGAGGUGGUCGGGAUGGCGCAGCUCAGGCACCUCCACCUCGGCGGCAACUUCUUCACCGGGGAGAUUCCCCCGGAGUACGGCCGGUGGGGGAGGCUGCAGUAUCUCGCCGUCUCCGGCAACGAGCUGUCCGGCAAGAUACCUCCGGAAUUGGGCAACCUGACGAGCCUCAGGCAGCUCUACAUUGGCUACUACAACAACUACUCCGGCGGGAUACCGGCCGAGCUAGGGAACAUGACGGAGCUUGUCCGGCUCGACGCGGCGAACUGCGGUCUCUCCGGCGAGAUCCCGCCGGAGCUCGGGAAUCUCGCCAAGCUGGACACGCUGUUCCUGCAGGUGAACGGGCUCACCGGUCGCAUCCCGCCGGAGCUGGGCCGGCUCGGGAGCCUCAGCUCGCUCGACCUGUCCAACAACAUGCUCUCCGGCGUGAUUCCGGCGAGCUUUGCGGACCUUAAGAAUCUCACCCUCUUCAACCUCUUCCGGAACAGGCUCAGAGGUGACAUCCCCGAGUUCGUCGGCGACCUGCCCAGCCUCGAGGUGCUGCAGCUGUGGGAGAACAACUUCACCGGCGGUAUCCCGCGCCGCCUUGGCCGUAACGGCCGCUUCCAGAUGCUCGACCUCUCGUCCAACAGGCUCACGGGUACCCUCCCGCUGGAGCUGUGCGCCGGAGGCAAGCUGCAGACGCUCAUCGCGCUCGGCAACUCCCUCUUCGGCGCAAUUCCGGAUUCUCUCGGGAAAUGCCGGUCGCUUACGCGCGUCCGCCUCGGCGAGAACUUCUUGAAUGGUUCAAUCCCCGAAGGUCUCUUUGAUCUGCCGAAUCUGUCUCAGGUGGAGCUCCAGGACAACCUCCUGUCCGGCGGCUUCCCGGAUGUUGUGGGCACCGGCGCACCCAAUCUUGGGGGGAUUAGCCUCUCCAACAACCAGCUCACUGGCGCAUUGCCGUCGUCCAUUGGGAGCUUCUCUGGGUUGCAGAGGCUGCUUCUUGAUCAGAAUGUGUUCACCGGGGCCAUACCGCCGGAGAUUGGCCGGCUGCAGCAGCUGUCCAAGGCUGAUCUUAGCGGCAAUUCGUUCGAUGGCAGCCUGCCGCCGGAGAUUGGAAAAUGUCGGUUGCUCACUUACCUUGAUGUCAGCCGGAACAACCGGUCGGGAGAUAUCCCUCCGGCUAUCUCCGGCAUGGGGAUACUGAACUAUCUGAACCUAUCCCGAAAUCAGCUUUAUGGAGAGAUACCAGCAACCAUUGCUGCAAUGCAGAGCCUCACGGCCGUGGACUUCUCAUACAACAACCUGUCUGGGCUUGUGCCAGCGACCGGGCAGUUCAGCUACUUCAAUGCCACGUCCUUCGCUGGCAAUCCAGGUUUAUGCGGUCCGUACCUUGCGCCAUGCCGCCCUGGUGGUGCUGAAACAGGCCAUGGAACACACACCAAUGGUGGGCUGUCCAGUAGCCUCAAGCUGAUCAUCGUCCUCAUCUUGCUUGCCUUCUCCAUCGCAUUUGCUGCCAUGGCAAUCUUGAAGGCCCGGUCACUGAAGAAAGCCAGCGAUGCGCGUGCUUGGAAGCUCACUGCUUUCCAGCGCCUUGAAUUCACAUGUGACGAGGUGAUCGAUAGUCUCAAGGAAGAGAACAUCAUCGGCAAAGGUGGAGCUGGCACUGUGUACAAGGGGACAAUGCCAGAUGGUGAUCAUGUUGCAGUGAAGAGACUUUCUGCGAUGAGCCGUGGCUCGUCACAUGACCAUGGUUUCUCUGCGGAGAUACAGACACUUGGGAGGAUCCGGCACCGCUACAUUGUGCGGCUACUUGGCUUCUGCUCGAACAACGAGACGAAUCUUCUGGUGUAUGAGUAUAUGCCUAAUGGCAGCCUGGGGGAGCUACUCCAUGGGAAGAAGGGCGGACACCUGCACUGGGAUACUCGGUACAAGAUAGCUGUUGAGGCUGCCAAGGGUCUAUGCUAUCUUCACCAUGAUUGCUCACCACCAAUCCUGCACCGCGAUGUCAAAUCAAACAACAUUCUCCUUGACUCCGAUUUCGAAGCACAUGUUGCUGAUUUCGGGCUUGCCAAGUUUUUGCAGGACUCUGGCACAUCAGAGUGUAUGUCAGCCAUUGCCGGUUCUUAUGGCUAUAUUGCUCCAGAGUAUGCGUAUACUCUCAAGGUUGAUGAAAAGAGCGAUGUAUACAGCUUUGGUGUAGUUCUUCUUGAGCUGAUAACCGGAAAGAAGCCAGUAGGGGAGUUUGGCGAUGGUGUCGACAUUGUUCACUGGAUCAAGAUGAUGACCGACUCAAACAAGGAGGAGGUUAUCAAGAUCAUGGACCCCAGGCUCUCAACUGUGCCGGUGCAUGAGGUAAUGCACGUCUUCUAUGUUGCGUUGCUCUGUGUUGAGGAGCAGAGCGUGCAGAGACCAACAAUGCGGGAGGUGGUGCAAAUCCUCAGUGAGCUUCCCAAGCUGACUUCAAAGCAUGGAGAGGAGCUUCCUAGUAGUGGUGAAGGUGACGACUCUGGUCCGGUGCAAGGACUUUCUGAAAAUGUGGAGGCAGCGGCCAAUGAAGCCAACGAGCAGCACCAUCAGCAGCAGCCUCGCUCGCAGUCUUCGCCGCCUUCGAAACUCAUCAGCAUCUGAAGAAUUGUCAAGCUGAAUUCUUGCCAUUCCUUUUCUUUUGUUUCUUUUGUGAAAUUUGGAAAUUUAAAUCUUGUAACUUUAGGAUUGGUAUGCAGUUCUCUGCAUUUAGAGCAUGGAGCGUAGACUUUCUGGUUGUGCUAUGUAUCUUAGAUAUUUGUGCUGUAAAUAUCAAGCUUCGCAAUCUCUAGUUACAUGUUACAAUCAAGAGACUGGUCAGGGAGUUAAGAGUUUAGUUGUACUGGAGCUAUCCAGCUUUCUGCUCCAAUGUGGACACCAAAGUUUCAAGUGCCUUC